This is a messenger RNA of Chrysemys picta bellii (western painted turtle), 3543 nucleotides long. Lineage: Eukaryota; Metazoa; Chordata; Testudines; Emydidae. The record is from RefSeq and is a predicted model, not a curated record.
CAGACGGGUGGGGGCACUAGGACAGACAGACAGACAGGGGUGCAGGCAGUAGGACAGGCAGACGGAUAGACAGGAUGGGGGCAUUGGGGAGGGCCAGGUGUUGAUCACUCUCUGUCUGGACUCCAGAGACUGAGGCACUCGCCUGGACGAACCAAGGGGAGCAGCUGGGCCUGAGCAGGAGCAAUCCGUGCUGGGGGUCCCAAGAAGGGGCAGAUGCAGCUGCUGUCUCCUGGACCGGCAUGGAGACGCGAAGGCUCCCAGUGGAGGUCAUCACCUACAUCCUCAGCUUCUUGCCCAUUGCCGACAGGAAGGAGGCCUCUCUGGUGAAUCACACCUGGUACUUUGCGGCCCAGGACUCCCUGCGGCAGGAGAACAUCCUGUACAACAUCCCAGCCACCUCCACCUCCCUGGCUGCCAUUGAGAGCCUGGCCAGACGGCGCGUGAGCUGCGUCAGCCUGACCAGCCUCGACAGCUCCACUGUCUCCCGGGACGUGAUCCAGGCGGUCUCCUGUCACCUGGGGCCACAUCUGCAGAGCUUGUGUCUGCGUGGGAGCAGCCUGCCCGAGACGGCCUUCGUGCACCUCCUCCUUGCCUGCCCCUGCCUCUCCGCGCUGGAUCUGACUGGCUGCAACAGCCUCUUCAUGUCCGGGACGCUGCUCUCCAAGCCAGAGACCAUCAGCCAAGCCCGAGGAGCGCUGACCAACCUCCAGGAGCUGAACCUGGCCGGCCUGCGCUACCUGUCGGAUCUCAGUUUCAACCGGCUGACAGGCUGUGCGCCACACCUGGCCCGACUCUCGCUGGCUCGCUGCCACCUCACCUUUGAGUUUGACCCCUACCGCGGGUCCAGCAACUACAACUCCUCUGCCCUGCUGUCCUUCCGCAACCUCCUGCGCUUCCUGAAGGAGCGGGCCAGCAGCCUCAGGGCCUUGGACUUGAGCGGCACCAGCAUCACCUCACCGGCAAUGAGGUCCCUGGUGCAAGUGGAGGGGCUGCGCCUGCGGGAACUCGUGCUGCAGAACUGCAGGGACCUCUCCAACGAGGCCAUCGGCCUCCUCUGUACGCACCAGCCCCACCUGACCGUGCUGGACCUCACCGGGUGCUCGGAGCUGUCCGACCGGGCCGCCCUCACUGUGUCCGCGGGGCUGCGAGCCCUGCAGAGCCUGGGCCUGGGGAAGCUCCAGCGCCUGACGGACGGGGGUUUCCUGGGCAUUGCUGAGCUCCGGAGCCUGCAGAGGCUGGACCUGUCUGAGUGUAGCCUGGUGAGCGGCAGUGAGCUGGUGAAAGUGUGCUCCACCCCGGAGCUGCGGCCUAGCCUGGCCUCCCUCAGCUUCGCCUUCUGCUCUCUGCUCAGAGACAGCUCUGUCCUCUCGCUGGCCAGGUCCCUCAGCCCCAGUCUGCGGGUAUUAGACCUCUCCUCCUGCGUCUCCAUCACCAACGUGAGCAUCCAAGCGAUUUCCUCCCACCUCCCCCGGCUGACUGUCCUCCGACUGGCCUGGUGCAAGGAGCUGACGGACUGGGGCCUCCUGGACGUAGAGGAGCCCAGAGAGGAGCGUCACCAUCGCAGAGAGAACCUGGAGCAGGAUCCCACGGUCCUCAGCGACUCCGCCUGGAACGAGUCCCAGAAGCGGCACCGGGCCUCCCUGCAGGCGCUAAAACAGCUGCAAGAGCUCGACCUCAUGGCCUGCAGCAAGCUGACUGACAGCAGCAUCACCCAGGUUAUCCGCUUCCCUGCCCUGAGGCGGCUGUCCCUCGGCUUGCUACCGGAGAUCACCGACGCCAGCCUGGUAGCGGUGGCCAGGGGCUGCCAGAGCCUGGAGCAACUGUCCAUGAGUCACUGCGGAAAGCUGACUGAUAAAGGCUUCCUGGAGGCCGCUAGCUCGCUACGGAGACUCCAGCACUUAGUCAUCUCUGGCUGCAGCCAGCUCACACGCCAGACACUGAUGGCCCUCAGCAGGGAGUGCAGACAGCUGAAGAGCCUGGAUGUCUCCAUGUGCCAUGGGAUCAGCAUGGCCGACAUUGAGCUUUUCCAGGCCCAGCUGCCCCUGCAGACGUGUGUCCAGUCGCGCUUUGUGGGUGGAGCAGACCUUUCCUUCACCCUGUGAGCGGGGCCAAGCGGGAGGCUCAGAUCCCUCCAGUCUGGAGCAGCUCGGAGAAUGGCUGAUGCUACAGCUCAGGCCCUUCCCCAUGGGUGCGCUGCUGCUCCCCGCGUCCCGCUCCCAGCUGGGACACGCGCUCCACGGCGUCUUGGCCUGGGCUGGGGGGCGAGUGGUGACACCCCUUGGCCAGAGAGUUCUAGAGUCUAACACUACGUGCAGCUGGGCCGCUGCCAAGGUCCGGCCGGGUGUGCGAAGACCCAGGCCAGGCCCUGAACUCCCGCCCUGGCACACCCCCAGGGUGCCUUUGGGAGAUGCUGGUAUGCAGAGCUGUUUGGAGCCUGGCACCUCCAGAGUGAGUUCCAGGGGUCCCCGGCUGCUCACGCAGGGCUGAGACAGUGGGAAAAGCCAAAAGCCAGGGCGCCUGCCCAGAGCUGCGUUCACCCAGGGGGAGAGGGUGAUAAAGCCCCUUGAAGGGGUUGGGUGCUUCCUUCCUCAGCAGUAUUGGGCAGUGAGAGCUGCUGUUCCAUGCAGUCGGCAGCGCUCGAGGCCGAGGCCAGCGACGACUCCAAGGCCCCUGGCCCGUCUCCCCAGCACAGACUGCAGCUCGGGCCUAAGCCUAGUGCUGCAAAGCAGGGGGGAACUUCGCUGCCUAAGCCCACCCCCUGCUCUCUGGGAGGCAGAGUGGCAUGGGAGAUGGCUCACUGCCCGCUCUCCCCCUCCAGUGGUGGUGGGGAGUGUCUUACUGCCCACUCUCCCCCUCCAGCGGUGGGGGGAUGGGGAUGGCUCACUGCCUGCUCUCCACCCUCCAGUGGUGUGGGGGGGAAUGGCUCACUGCCCGCUCUCCCCCUCCAGCGGUGGGGGAUGGGGAUGGCUCAGCACCCACUCUCCCCCUCCAGCUGUGGGGGGAUGGCUCACUGCCCACUCUCCCCCUCCAGCGGUGGGGGAUGGGGAUGGCUCAGCACCCACUCUCCUGUGCCAGGACAAAGCUCUGUGCUGCCAGCCUGUGCCUGCCCCCACCGCACCAGCAGGCAAGGCCACAUCAGCUGCUUCCAGAGCACACUGGUCUCCGUUUCACGCGUUCCUCACCACCCACCACGACCCUCCUGGGACCCCGCCCCGCUUGACUCCUCCAAAGUGACGCCUGGUGCCUUUACCCGGCGAUGAGGCCAGUGCUCUAAUAAAAGCCUCUAAUUUAAACAGCCCCACUGACCUGUGCUAUUGUGAAAAGCAGGAGGGCCUGGGGCCCCAGCCCCCCCUCUGCCAGGGAGGGAUAGCUCAGUGAUUUGAGCUUUGGCCUCCUAAACUCAUAGUUGUGAGUUCAAUCCUUGAGGAGGCCAUUUGGGGUUGGUCCUGCUUUGAGCAGGGGGUGGGACUAGAUGACCUCCUGAGGGCCCUUCCAACCCUGAGAUUCUAUGAAACAGCACAGUCCACGGGGACUGCAGUCACU